Puntigrus tetrazona (Sumatra barb) is the source of this 1455-nucleotide messenger RNA. It is a transcript of the gene sf3a2, whose product is annotated as splicing factor 3a, subunit 2. Gene Ontology annotation, cellular component: catalytic step 2 spliceosome; U2-type prespliceosome; nucleus. The transcript has 8 exons. Gene Ontology annotation, molecular function: zinc ion binding; nucleic acid binding. The coding region runs from base 173 to 1048 and encodes 291 amino acids. Gene Ontology annotation, biological process: spliceosomal complex assembly. NCBI's taxonomy places the organism in Eukaryota, Metazoa, Chordata, Actinopteri, Cypriniformes, Cyprinidae. The record is from RefSeq and is a predicted model, not a curated record.
CAUGGAAUUAGUUUACUUUAGCACACUUGUAAGCACACUUUUGUCAAUAAAGUUGCGCACUUCAAAACAACAGGAACCGGAAGUGCAUCGCUAGGCGCGCACGCGCAUUGAGGUAGCGGCGGCAGCAAGCGUGAUCAGGACGUUAGGAGUGUGAGGAGAGGAACCUGUCGUCAUGGAUUUCCAGCACCGAGCUGGAGGGAAGACGGGCAGCGGCGGAGUCGCCUCGGCGUCCGAAAGCAACCGGGACCGGCGCGAGCGUCUCCGGCAGCUGGCCCUGGAGACCAUAGACAUCAACAAAGAUCCCUACUUCAUGAAAAACCACCUGGGCUCCUACGAGUGUAAACUGUGUCUCACGCUGCACAACAACGAGGGAAGCUAUCUCGCUCACACGCAGGGAAAAAAGCACCAGACUAACCUAGCGAGGCGAGCCGCCAAAGAGGCGAAGGAAGCGCCGGCUCAACCCGCUCCAGAGAAGGUCAAGGUUGAGGUGAAGAAGUUUGUCAAGAUCGGCAGACCCGGGUAUAAAGUAACAAAACAGAGGGAUCCCGAGUGCGGUCAGCAGAGUCUGCUUUUCCAGAUUGACUACCCAGAGAUAGCGGAAGGUAUCGGGCCGAGGCACCGCUUCAUGUCGGCGUACGAGCAGAGAAUCGAACCUCCGGACCGUCGCUGGCAGUAUCUGCUGUUCGCGGCCGAGCCCUACGAAACCAUCGCGUUCAAGGUUCCCAGUCGAGAGAUCGACAAAGCAGAGACUCGUUUCUGGACACACUGGAACAGAGAAACCAAACAAUUUUUCCUGCAGUUCCACUUCAAGAUGGAGAAGUCUCUGGCCGCUCCGCCGGGUCAGACGGUGUCUGUGGGAGUCAAGCGUCCUCCUUCGCUCAUCACCGGACUCGGGCAUCCUCACGGUGACUCCAUGCCGGCGCCGCCGCCGGGAGGAAUACACGGGAUGCCGCCCGGGGCCCCCAUGCCGCCCCAGAUGCCCCCACAGAUGCCUCCUCCGGGCGCCCUGCCUCCUCACCUGAGGCCUCCGCUCCCCGGCGACGGCUAGCCGAAGGGUCGAAGCUUUUAUAGAUGAUGCAUUGUUAAAGCAUUUGAAUGCAUUCACUUAGGCAUCUUAUAAUGCCUUUAUACGACCUCAUGAACAGUUGUAACCAAAGUUAUAAUACUUUUUAGUACAACUUUAGAAAACACAAACCAUGCAUUUUAACUUUGGUCGCAGUUGUUUAUGAAAAUAUUUUUGUCAUGCGUUAUACAUAAAGGCUUCAAGUGUUAACUUUCUAGACACAAAUCAACAUGUUUAUUUCCUUUUUCUUGAACACGGCCCUCUGAAUAUGUAGUGAUUUGACAGUGGUGUGAAUUUUCAUUGAUGGCAAGAGAACGGAUUGUGUACCACAAUGUCCAAAUGUUAUUUUUAUGCUUUUUUUAUUAUUAAAAACAUCUUUAACGUUGACACGA